GUUUCUAUUUAUUUGGGAGAUGAAAAUUCCAUUAAGAAAGAACGAACCUUCCCUCGUGCAAAACAGAUGGACUAAAUAGUAUUCCGUUUUCCAAACGCGUCCUCUUGACAAAAGUAAAAUUACAAGCACAAUCCAAUCCUCUCCUCUCUCCUCCGUUCUUAACUCUUUUUCCCGAGAAACAAACAAGUCUUAACAACGGAGAAGUAAAAUCUAGGGCUUCUGCACCUGGAAACCAGCCUCCGAUCCCCGAUUUUCUCUUAAAAUCACCCAUCGGAUGAAAUUAUUCAAACCCUAGGGUUUUUUUUCCUUACCUCCCCUUUUCAAUUUCGAUUUCGAUUCCGGAAUUUCGAAUUUUAUAUGUGUGAUCGGUCAGGGAAGAGCCACAGAAAUGUAUAGCAAUUUCAAGGAGCAAGCGAUAGAGUACGUGAAGCAAGCCGUACAGGAAGAUAAUGCGGGAAAUUUCGCCAAGGCGUUCCCUUUGUACAUGAACGCCUUGGAAUACUUCAAGACCCACUUGAAGUACGAGAAGAACCCUAAGAUCAAGGAAGCCAUAACCCAGAAGUUCACCGAGUACUUGCGCCGCGCCGAGGAGAUUCGUGCUGUGUUGGAUGACGGCGGCCCCGGGCCUGCAUCCAACGGGGAUGCGGCAGUGGCCACCAGGCCCAAGACCAAACCCAAAGACGGGGAGGGCGGCGACGGUGAGGAUCCGGAGCAGGCUAAGCUCCGGGCCGGGCUCAAUUCGGCGAUUAUAAGGGAAAAGCCCAAUGUGAAAUGGAACGAUGUGGCUGGUUUGGAGAGUGCCAAGCAGGCCUUGCAAGAGGCAGUUAUAUUACCCGUCAAAUUCCCGCAGUUCUUUACUGGUUAGUUUGGUUCGUUUGUUUGUGAUAGUAGUUGGG
Prunus dulcis (almond) is the source of this 896-nucleotide messenger RNA. RefSeq names its product protein SUPPRESSOR OF K(+) TRANSPORT GROWTH DEFECT 1. The transcript has a single exon. Gene Ontology annotation, molecular function: ATP hydrolysis activity. The coding region runs from base 389 to 865 and encodes 158 amino acids. Lineage: Eukaryota; Viridiplantae; Streptophyta; Magnoliopsida; Rosales; Rosaceae. The record is from RefSeq and is a predicted model, not a curated record. Gene Ontology annotation, biological process: endosomal transport; vacuole organization.